UCACUCACUCUCAAAAAAACCAACCUUUUCACCACCUCCACCCUGUUUGGAACAAAAGAAAAUAUUAGAAAAACAAAAGAAAAUUAAACAAACGCGUCAAAAAAGACAAGCGAAACUCUCUAUAUUUUUUUCAGGGUUUCGUUGAGAGAAUCGAGGCUAAUUCGAUUAAUCGCUCAGUUCGAAGAACAACCACACCGCCGACGAAGGUCCGCGGCUAUUUCGACUUCUGAUUGCGUUCUCUGUUUUGAAUGGCUUUCAUCGUUUAGCAAAUUAGGUUUAGGGCUUUUUGGAUUUUGAUUAGAGGCCUUCAAAUUGGUGUGCCGUUGUACUUUGUUCGAUUAUAGUCGUAUUAGAAUUAAGGGUUAGAUAAAUUUCCUUUUUUCUUUUGUUUAGUUAUUAUUAUUAUUAUCAUUAUUAUCAUAGUUACUAUUGCUGGUGCUUUUGUAUUUUCCACCCAACACUGUACAAUUAACGAUUAUUACAUUGUUACAACUCGAUUUAGUGUGUGUUUCCGAUUCGAAUUUUAUCUGGAAAAAAAGAAGAGAAGCAAAAUACACGUAUAAAUGUUCUGGAUAAAAUUAUGCUUAACCAACCCAUUUGAUUGAGAAAAAAAAAAAAAAGAGAGAGAGAAAAAGAAGAAAAAGAAAACUUGUGAUAAAACAAUACUAAUGGGCAGCAAUAAUGGACAACGAUUGGGCAUAACGGAGCCCAUAUCUUUGGGAGGGCCAACGGAGUUCGAUGUGAUCAAGACCCGCGAGCUUGAAAAGUAUUUGCAAGAUGUCAAUUUGUAUGAGAGUCAAGAGGAGGCUGUUAGUAGAGAGGAAGUGCUUGGGAGACUAGACCAGAUUGUGAAGACUUGGGUUAAGAAAAUUAGCCGUGCGAAAGGGUUGAAUGAGCAACUGGUGCUAGAAGCAAAUGCCAAGAUAUUUACCUUUGGUUCUUAUCGGCUCGGGGUAUAAUUAUAUUACUUUUAUGCUAUUCGUCUUUUCAUUUGCUUAUGUUUGUUCUUUGGAAGUGUUAAAAAAGAAAAGCAUUAUGAGUUACGUACUUAUGUAUUUGAUUUUGAGCUAUCAGAGUGUGUUAUUGAAUGUAAAAAAAGAUUUAUUGCAUUAUUGUGCAUUUUGGAUGUACAAACAGUUCCUAUUACAUUUUUGUUUGAUCUGAGGUAGCAUGGGUGUAUUAAUCUAUUUUACAUAGAGACUGGUAGUCUUGUUGGUUGGCACUUUUUCUAGGUUUUGAAAUCAGCUGUUGAAAAGUGAUGUGUUUAAAAGUAUCACGUGAUAUGAAAGGUAACUGCUACUUCAAAGAAGUUAUGAAUGCUAAGAACUUCUUGUGGAUGAGCAGCUUUUAAGAUUUUCUUUUGUUAGCAAUACUCUAAUGGCCUGUUGUCUGAGAGUAAGUUCAUCUUCACGAUCUUAAAUUAUCAAUAGGGUAUGACUUCGAUGCAUAUAUGCUGAAGUUUUAGUGCGCUCAUUACUAUAUCUAUUGAGAGUGGGUUUUUUACACAAAAAGUUUAAAAAAACAUUGUGAGUUAUGUCUCACUCAGAGAUUUUUUUUUGCUGCAUAAAUAGAGAGCAGUGUUUCUGCA
This is a messenger RNA of Pistacia vera, 1588 nucleotides long. Its product is annotated as nuclear poly(A) polymerase 1-like. Gene Ontology annotation, cellular component: nucleus. Bases 669 to 959 code for a protein of 96 amino acids. The transcript is spliced from 4 exons. NCBI's taxonomy places the organism in Eukaryota, Viridiplantae, Streptophyta, Magnoliopsida, Sapindales, Anacardiaceae. Gene Ontology annotation, molecular function: poly(A) RNA polymerase activity. The record is from RefSeq and is a predicted model, not a curated record.